Messenger RNA from Acanthopagrus latus (yellowfin seabream), 1130 nucleotides. It is a transcript of the gene pqbp1, whose product is annotated as polyglutamine binding protein 1. The transcript has 7 exons. Gene Ontology annotation, molecular function: protein binding; ribonucleoprotein complex binding. The coding region runs from base 123 to 794 and encodes 223 amino acids. Gene Ontology annotation, cellular component: cytoplasm; nuclear body. The record is from RefSeq and is a predicted model, not a curated record. Gene Ontology annotation, biological process: alternative mRNA splicing, via spliceosome. NCBI's taxonomy places the organism in Eukaryota, Metazoa, Chordata, Actinopteri, Spariformes, Sparidae.
UUUGUUGUCGUCAAGAGAACAGCGUGACGUCAUCAUCGUGCGCCCCGUGUGCUGUUUGGGAAGUCGCGUCGUUCACCCUCCUCGACGAUCGAAGAAGCGAUUUUCUUCAAAAAAACAGCAGGAUGCCUCUACCUCCGGCCCUGAUGGCCCGUUUGGCCAAGAGAGGGAUUGUUAAACCAUCAGAGCAAGAGAUAGAUGAGGAGAUCAUCGCUGAAGAUUACGAUGACAACAACGUAGAUUACGAAGCCACCAGACUGGAGAGUCUACCACCCAAUUGGUACAAAGUGUUCGACCCUGCUUGUGGUCUUCCUUAUUACUGGAAUGUGGAGACAGAUUUGGUGGCCUGGCUGUCUCCGAACGACCCAAGUGCAGUGUUGACAAAACCUGCCAGGAAAAUUAGAGCCGAGGGUGGAGAUGAAAGAAUCGAGAGGCAGUUUGAGAAGCCAGACAGAGAGCGAGAGCGGGAGAGAGACAAGGAGCGAGAGAGGGAACGGGAAAGAGACCGAGAGAGGGAUGAAGGGAGGGAAAGAGACAGAAGAAAGCAGCGGAGAGAAGACAUGGCACCGUACAGUAAGAACAAAAGAGGGAAAAGAGAUGACGAGAUGGACCCCAUGGACCCGAGUGCUUAUUCUGAUGCCCCAAGGGGCACAUGGUCGAGCGGCCUGCCCAAACGUAAUGAAGCAAAGACGGGUGCAGACACCACGGCUGCAGGGCCUCUGUUCCAGCAGCGGCCGUACCCCAGUCCUGGAGCCGUGCUACGAGCCAACGCAGCAAACCAAAUACCCAAAGAGUGAUCAGAGCUCCCGGGUCCUAACAAAGACGCACCUAUACAGUUUGUUUUCCCCUUUGCUCACAUUUAAACAUCCGCCGUUACAGACUGACAUCUAAGUUUUAAUUCAUACGAGUGCUGAGCUUUUAUACCACCAGCACAUUCAUACUCUUGUCAGACAUGCAGAACAGUUGUAAAUAUGUUUUUAUAUGACCUUAAGAUGGACUUUUUCUGUAGUCACUAGGGCCAUCUGUUGACAUCAUUUGCUAAUAAAUGUAAAGAUAACUGUGAAAAGGACUCAUUGCAGCUUUCCUUUAUGUUGUAGUGGUAGAUCUUGUAAUAAAAUCUGUACAAAUAAGAA